AUGUUGUUGUGCUCGUGCUCGUGGAGUCUGGCUGUUGUUGUUUGUGUUUCAGGUGUGUUUGGUACUGAACCUGUGUCUGUGUCAGUGACUGAAGGAGAUUCUGUGUCUCUGUCUGUGAGUCUGACUGAAGAACAGAGAGGAAACACAAUCAUGUGGAGCUUUGGACCUACAAGAGCUAUGAUAGCUGAAAUGAAUGUGAAGAAGAAAACUAAACAGUGUUAUGAUGAAGAUGAUAGAGCUGAUGGGAGAUUCAGAGACAGACUGCAGGUGGAUAUUCAGACUGUAUCUCUCAACAUCACACACAUCAGAAUCACAGACUCUGGACUUUAUGUGAUAACAGUCAGCAGCCAAAGGAGACCACUCAAGAGAUUCAACAUUACUGUCUACGCUCGUCUUCCUGUUCCUGUCAUCACCAGUUCUUCUUCAUCUUCAUCAUCAGAUUGUGUUGUGUUGUGUUCAGUAAUGGAUGUGUCACAUGUGAGUGUCUCCUGGUACAAAGGAAAGAGUUUAUUGUCCAGCAUCAGUGUGUCUGAUCUCAACAUCAGACUCUCUCUACCUCUGGAGUGUCUGAAUGAUUCUUACACAUGUGUCAUCAACAAUUCCAUCACAAACCAGACUCAACAUCUCACAUCUGAUGUCUGUCACAAGUGUUCAGCUCCUUCCGCAGGAUUCUCCUGCUGUUGUGGUUUUACUGAAGCUGUGAUCCGAUUGGUCGUCUCUGCUCUGGUGGGCGUGGCUGCUGUUGCUGUUCUGGUUUAUGACGUCAGAUCCAGAAGAGAUGAACAGAAGAAGAGAUCAGACAUUCAGUUAAAUGAUCAAUGAAUGAAUCUGUAAUUC
Messenger RNA from Triplophysa rosa, 837 nucleotides. RefSeq lists its product as uncharacterized. The transcript has 4 exons. The record is from RefSeq and is a predicted model, not a curated record. NCBI's taxonomy places the organism in Eukaryota, Metazoa, Chordata, Actinopteri, Cypriniformes, Nemacheilidae. Bases 1 to 822 code for a protein of 273 amino acids.